This is a messenger RNA of Paralichthys olivaceus (Japanese flounder), 5220 nucleotides long. RefSeq names its product cyclin J-like (gene ccnjl). The record is from RefSeq and is a predicted model, not a curated record. Gene Ontology annotation, cellular component: cyclin-dependent protein kinase holoenzyme complex; cytoplasm; nucleus. Gene Ontology annotation, molecular function: cyclin-dependent protein serine/threonine kinase regulator activity. Gene Ontology annotation, biological process: regulation of cyclin-dependent protein serine/threonine kinase activity; mitotic cell cycle phase transition. Lineage: Eukaryota; Metazoa; Chordata; Actinopteri; Pleuronectiformes; Paralichthyidae.
CAGGCUGGAGGAGGGACCUUCACGUCGAGGCGCAGGAGCCUGGUCUCUCCGCAGCAGCAGCAGCAGCAGCUGGUGCAGCCGAGGAGGCGACUGUGUUACCGCGGAGCCAGCGGAGAGGAAGCGGCGGAGCGCGAGCUCUCGGGGAAAAAAGUGUCAACAGUUUGGGGGAGACGGCUCGACCCGACGCUCGUCGCCGGGACUCUGUGGUGGCAGCGGCUCGGCGAACUUGCCAGCGGGUUUUAAGUUUGCAUUUAAAACCGGGAGGUUCGUCUCAAAGUUGAGCCGAGGUGGAGUUCGCUCAUUCAGGAUGUCGGACUGAGACAAAGGGUCUGGGGGGACAUUCCCGUCGGAGCGGUGAGCGGCACAUGUGUGGACCGCGGCGGUGCAAAGUUGAGCAGCAGGUAACAAGUUGACUCUUGAACUCUCCUCUGGAUGGGAAAGAUGGAGAGGGAGCUGCAAUGGUGGAAAGGACAGCUAGCUGCAGAUAUCCAUCAGUCCCUCCGCAUCAAGGAGCUGAAGUUACCGGUGUACCGGGCUCACUCUCCGCAGAUUGGCAUGCGACGGUACUUCGCGGACUUGCUGGCCAUCCUCAGUAAUCGGUAUCAGCUAUGUCCUACAGCACGCCACCUGGCCGUCUACCUGCUGGACUUGUUCAUGGACCACUAUGAUGUGGCCGUCAAGCAGCUCUAUGUGAUCGCCCUCUCCUGUUUGCUCCUAGCCAGUAAAUUUGAGGAGAAAGAGGACCGGGUUCCCAAACUGGAGCAGCUGAACUCUCUGGGUUUCAUGUGCAGCCUGAAUCUGGUUCUCAACAAGAAGGAUCUGAUCAAAAUGGAGCUGCUGCUGCUGGAGACCUUUGGCUGGAAUCUGUGCAUGCCCACACCCGCCCACUUUAUUGACUUCUACCUCCAUGCCUCUGUGCAGGAGGGUGACCUGUACAACGGCUGGCCGCUAUCCUCCCUCUCCAAGACCAAGGCUUUCAUGGACAAAUACACUCACUACUUUCUGGAAGUCUCACUGCAAGAUCACGCCUUCCUGAGUUUCCGACCAUCUCAGGUGGCUGCUGCAUGCGUGGCAGCCUCUCGCAUUUGCCUGCAGAUUUCCCCAAGCUGGACGACAGCUCUGCAUCUGCUAACAGGCUACACCUGGGACCACCUCACACAGUGCAUUGAACUUAUGCUGCUUGCUCAUGACAACGACGUAAAGGAAGCCAACAAAACCAAAUCCACUCCUCCCCACCGUCCCUCCUCCCUGCAGUCUCAUCCCCAGACCUCUCACCUCUCUCCAAUGUCAGCCAUCCAGAGACCUGCCUCCUCCUCGUCCUCCACCUCUUCCACACCGCAGCUGCUCUUUCAACCUGAUGGCUUCCCACACCUCUCCCAGCAUUCCCCGUCCCUAUCCCAUCUGCAAGCGCUCGCUGACUCCCAGGCUCUGGGGCCCGUGGUGAACAUGUCUCAGGAUUUCCUUCAAGGCCACAGGAUGGGUUUGCUAACUGGGGCUCCCUCCAUAACUCCUGGCAGUGGGUUCCCCUCUUACCCAAGCCUGACCUCAGGUCUUCAGCCGGUUACACGUGCGCUUCCACUCCAGGGCCCGAUUUCUGUACAGAUGGCUCUCGCAGGUGAGCCACGGCACUGUCUGAGUAUGGCCUACACUGGGGGCUACCUGGGAGCUCAUCACACCUUUGCAGCUGGCUGCUUUGACAGGUGACGCCAGGAGACGGAGAGAGAUCGCAAACCACCGCGGGAGUGCACUUCUGUGCUUUCAACCCAGCUCCCUACCCUGAAACAUCCACUCACAGACCUCCUUCCUCUCUCCGUCGCCACCGCAACACCAUCAGCAUGUCCAGCCCCCCCGCCCAUCUCACAGACACGCCUCAAACGCAAGCAGAGGUCCAAAGGCAAGAGGGACCCGGUGGAAGUCAUCACACUGUCGUGACAAACGCUCCACUGACUCAUGAAAUACUGAGGCAUUGCAACAAUGUAAUUGCCACACUCUGAACUGGUUUUCUAAAUCUGUUAUUGUAGACUGUCAUCACUGUGAAUGAGAUGAAAGCAGCAGUGUGAUCGAACACCCACCUCAUUCAGUGCCUGUGCUCAGUUGUGUGAUAGCUGAGCCAAUUUUAGAAGUGCACAGAGCAGCAGUAUCUGGGAUAAGGAUAUCUUGCUGCUGAACAUGUUUUCUUUUCUUCAUUUUUCUCAUCCCAAAAAUUUUCCAAAUUCAGAGAGAAAAAUUGGCUGGAAUUUUAUUUUGAGCCUUCAUUUAGAGGCGAUGGAAGAAGAAACAGAGGCUUGUUGCUGACUUUGCAAGAAACAAGACUAUGCAUGUUACUGACAUUUUUAGGUUGCGUGUCAUUAAUUUCAGCAAACAUUGAUCUAAUGUCCGCAAGCUCUGUUAGAGCUGAAGGGCCCCUCUGGGAAUUCCUCACCACACAAGACCUCAGAGGAGAUGAAGAAUUCAUUGUUUUGUUCACAGCAGGUGACGUCCGCUGCUCGAAAAAUGCCUGCGGUGUAAUUUUUUUUUUCUUCUUCUUUCUCGUUCCUCUCCUCACUGUCAUUGUCAUCUCUUCUCUCCCACCUCCAAAGUCGAGCCUUGUGGCAGAGCCAUCACACACCUGCGUGAUAAUGUGGCUGGCUUGAAGCUGCAGGCUUUGUCAUACUAAAGUUUGAAUAUCUCCAACAUCCGCCGCUCAAAGAGUUGAACACAAACAGAUGUGACUGGACCAGCGCGGUGAAGGAGACGUGGACUUUGGUUGUGUAUUGUACAUAUGAAUUGCUGCUGCCUUCUUAUGACCUGUUGGUUCUGUGUCUGUGUUAAUGACUCCAAUGUUUACAUGAACCACUAAGUAUCAGGGACUUUAACAAGAUUACUUGAAUAUGAUGCCAUUGAAACAUGCCAUAGCUUUUAUUUAUAACGACUUGUUGUUUUUUCUUGAUUUUUUUAUUUGUAUUAUUCAUUUUGUUUGAAGUAGUGUAGCUUUUUUUAUACCAACAUAGAAAAAUCCCAUUUGUUAAUAAUAUUUUUUGUACCUGUUCAUAGUAAUUGUAUUUUCAGGCUCAGGUUGUAUGGCUGAAUUCACAGCCCUCUCAUUACUCUGUACUCGUAUGCUUUAAAGCAGAUGCUCCUGCAGCAUCUGUGGGGUCUGAAAUGUCCCCCUUCUUCAUCACUGGACCAUACACUGCUGACUACUCAAAAUGGUGCGCUUUGCAUGGCUGUGGAACAACCUUGUGCUCGCUGCGUUAACACGAAAACGUCUGUAGCCAGUCGUCCGUAAUUGCUUCCAAGAUUUCUAAAGCUGCAAUCCCCACUCGUCCACUUCCUGUUAGAGCAUAAACACAUCCAGAUUCCCGGUGCCAGUAGCUCACUAGUUACCAUGGCAAUACUUUGAAUGACCAUCCCAGGUUCCUGGAUGUCAUUAACUGAAGUAGGGCCGUAACAUACCGUUGCUUGCAUUGAUGGUUAUUAUCUUGAUUAAACGGUCAAAAUCUCAAACAUAUUAAUUCACUAGCAUAUUUGACAAAGCAGAAAUUUUCUCAUCUGAGGUGGAUUCAGCAAGAAUGAAAAAUUCAAGAGACCCUGUGCAGAGACGUCCCAAAAAAAUGUUUAAGGCUGCGAAAGAUUCCGGUGCACAUGUGAUAUCUGUCAGACCACAGUGCAUUUCGGCUUGUUAUGUUUCUGUGUGGAAAUGAAAGUACAGGAGUUGGUUGACGGUGGUAAAGAUAUUUACAGAUUCUGACGUUACGGAUUCAUAACUUAAAAACACCAAAAGUCCUUAAAACACAAGCUCAGCUUCCUUCCAUUCAGAGUAAAAUACACAAGCUACAGAUUUAUUUCUCUUUUCCAAAGUGGGAGUUGUAGUCUGACCGGGAGGAGACCAUUUGUGUGUGUAUUGAUUUGGAGACUACACUGGACAGCAGUGAUGCUAUUGAAUAUUUGUGGAGUUUUUUUUGGCGCUGCCCUCUCGUCUUACUUUCUGCUGUGCAUAGAGACCAAGGGUUCACUCCUGAUUGGAUUUCUGCUCGUUUUGGUAAAUAAAGCUGUAGCUGGUUCUGUACAUCAAUCUGAUUGGAAGGAAGCAAAGUUUAGGAAUAUUUCAGUUAUUUUUUCAGUUAUUAAUAAAGGGCUCUGUAAAAUUCAAAUUAAAUAAUUUGAUAUAUUUUUUUCUCAGUUAAUCAAUUCACCAUUUCAGCUGGAGACUGAGUGGAAACCAGCACCUGCUCUGUGUUUUUUUUGCUUGUUCUGGAAGAAACAAUUUUUUUUUAUAUUUGUUACAAUUUCUCACAGACUUCUCUUUACUCACAUUUGAAAUGUUCUGAAGUUGACUGACGUUUCAAACUGUUUACGUUGUAGACUCGAGACAUCACAGCCUUGUCCUCAGCAGCUGCCAUUCACAGUCAGACAUGUGCAUCUCUUAGAUAGAGCUUCAUGAAGCCCACUCAACCAUGCGACACUCCGAGUGGUUUUAUCAUGAAUCGCCAGAUGUUUUACAGCCAGAUGUGUUUGUUUUCUCAACACUGAAAAGGACGUGCUAAUCUGCUUUUCCAGUGAUUUGAACUGAGAUACUAUGCCUUUGUUUUGCUAACUAUUCUGUAUAGUUUUGUUGCAUUUUUUUUUUUACAUUCCCUUUGUUUUCCUUGUACCUUAGUUAAAGCUUUUUCCGAUUCUCUUGACAAAUGCUGUUGGUGUUAACUAGUUUUUCUUUCUUCAGAGUUCAACUUGCUCUUUUCCUGAUCAUCCAUGAGCAACUUCUCACUGAGGUGUCAACGGUGCAAUAAGUUGUUUUUGUUUUCCUGUUUAAACUGACCACAGCCAUCACUGUCUCGUGUGCACCACUGGUUCAUCUUUUUCUAAGUUAUUUUUGACAAUUGUGUGAUUUGACUUGCUGUAGCUUGGUUUCCUCUAUAGGGCAGAGGGCUCUGAACACAAUGAAUAUGUUGCAUAUUGCAGCAACUUUCUUUAAGUGAUAGUUAUUACUGAAUGCUUUUGUGUUUUAGCUAGAGAUUUACUGGGCAUUUUUCCUUCCACGAAAGGUGCUGAUGUCACCCACACCAAAAAACCAACACUUGUCUAAUGUGAUAGUAAUGAAACGACACCACAAACACCCAAUUAAUAUUUUUGUAUGAUUUUUUGCCAAUCUGUAGUCUUGUUUUAUGUGACACAGAAUGAUAGAACGAAUUCCUUCAUCAUAAUGUGCCAUGGAAAAAUAAACCACACCAGUGAACUGAG